Molecule: messenger RNA, 781 nt
Organism: Eurytemora carolleeae
Lineage: Eukaryota; Metazoa; Arthropoda; Copepoda; Calanoida; Temoridae
Exons: 2
Coding region: 33-716 (227 amino acids)
Source: RefSeq, a predicted model, not a curated record
UCCGCGAAUUUUUUCUUUUCGAAAUUUUAAAAAUGAACACAAAUGUUACACAGAUUGAUACAACGGUGGUGGUUGUACAUUCACUUAUCGAACACACCCUGGUUAUUCCUUGGUUCUACCUUCUAUUUCCGGUCUGGAUAUGGCAGAGAUGUUUGAGGAGCAAGUAUGAGACCUGGGCAUGGGAUGAAAUUAACCGGCGGAUGGGAAACCCUGCUCCUUUACUUACAACUCAGAUCCAUCCUUCAGAAGCCGGGGAUAUUCAACUUUUAACAAACUAUAGGCACGUGGUUUCAGAGCUCUUCUUCAAAUUUAGAGAACAUCCGGCCAACAUGGCAAACAUUGAAACACUGGGUCUUUACGUCUUACUGGUGGAAUUAGUUAUUUUUAUGCGAGUAACAAGCGCUUUGGAUCUUUGGAGGAACAUUACAAUUUCUAUCUCUCUCGUUUUGGUCAUUUCCUGCUCCGGGUACCUUGGCCUACCAUUGUUUACAAAUCAAGAUGUUGCAGUACAGUACAUAAAACUCAUCCUACUGCUGUCUUUGGAUUUGGGAUUUAGUGUUUACAGAUUUCUAUCUCCUCGUAGAAUUCUUCCAAACUCUUUUCAAGAAGUCUGUGUUCGGAACCUACCUCUCCUGUUCAGACCUCUUCUAAAUUAUCCUGGCGUGGAUUGGUUGCUCAGGGAAACUGUAAAUCAAUCUGUUCAAUUAUUUUCUUAAAUUUCCAUCUUUAAGCUAUUUGAAUAGUUUAGUUAUCAAUAAAAGUUCUUUUCUUCUUAAAUGCA